Molecule: messenger RNA, 615 nt
Organism: Nicotiana tabacum (common tobacco)
Lineage: Eukaryota; Viridiplantae; Streptophyta; Magnoliopsida; Solanales; Solanaceae
Source: RefSeq, a predicted model, not a curated record
AUGCAUGGCAUCUGGACUAGAUUGCAACAGGUGAAACAAGGAUUGAAAAACCUAAACACUAAGGAGUAUUCAAGGAUAGGUGAGAAGGUGGAGGAAUGCAGGAAACUCUUGGCUGAAAUCCAAGUCCAAUCAAGAGAUCCAAAUGAACAGGUGGUACUAGUUGAGAGGGCAAAGGAGCUUAAAAUGCAGUUAGAAAAAUGGAUAUCUAUUUAUGAGAGCAUUCUCAAGCAUAAAUCAAGAGUUAAAUGGCUACACCUGGGAGACUCAAACAAUGCAUACUUCUUUGCGUGCAUGAAGAACAUGGUGGCCCAUAAUCAAAUAAGACGGUUGAAUACACUGGAUGGCAACAUUGAACACACAGAAAGAGAGGUGGAGACAGAAAUCUUAAAAUUCUAUCAAAGUUUGCUAGGAUCUGCUGGAACAUGCCCUCCUGUUGUUCAAUUGGAUAUAUUUCAGGAACGAAAUAGACUUAGCAGAGAUCAACAAUUACAGCUAAUCUCACCUGUGACUGAUAAGGAAAUUUUCAAUGCUUUGAUGGACAUUGAUGAUCAGAAGGCCCCUGGAUGUGAUGGCUUUAANAGUGACACUCAUACCGAAAGUAAGGAACCCUCUUAG